ACCUUGCCUGUGCCUGUAGUCUGUCCGCUGCCGCAGUCGCAGUUGUGAUGCUGUGCCUGUGCAGUAGAGUAGGUUGUGGUCGUGCUGUUCGCUGCUGUCAGUGCUGCUCGCUGCUCGCUGCCCCUCUCCUCCUCCUCGUCACUCCCUCCACGCUUCUGACCAGCUGAUCCCCCUUCCCCUCUACAGCUGAUAGUUCUGGCCUAUAUCGAAACUCGGCAGUUACUCCAAUUGCGUAUCCGCUAACUUCCAAGGCAUUCAAGCAGUCUUAAAAAUGAGGAAUUCCAACUUACUCAAAUGGGGCCAAAAUAACAAACAUUUUGACAAGACGCAGAACCGGAAUUGGAUACACCAGCCAGAAACAUUACAGAAGGGUCACAUUGCUUAUCUAGUCAAGUUUUUGGGUAACACAGAAGUGGAUCAGCCAAAGGGAAUUGAAGUUGUGAAAGAAGGAAUAAGAAAGCUAAAAUUCAAUCAACAACUUAGGAAGUCGGAAGGUUCUAAAAUUCCAAAAGUGGAAUUAACCAUCAGUAUAGAUGGUGUAGCAAUACAAGAGCCGAAAACAAAACGUAUAAUGCAUCAGUACCCAUUGCAUAGAAUUUCUUAUUGUGCUGAUGAUAAAGGAGAGAAAAGGUUUUUUAGUUUCAUUGCCAAGGAAUCUGGGGAUAAUGAACAACAUUCCUGUUUUGUUUUUGUCAGCAAAAAUUUGGCAGAGGAAAUUACGCUUACUAUUGGCCAGGCUUUUGACCUCGCUUAUAAGCGGUUUUUGGAGACUUCUGGGCGAGACCUUGAAGUGCAGAGGAGAUUGAUAGUUCUGCAGCAGAAUGUGAAACAGUUGGAAGUUGAAAAUACAGUUCUCCGACAGAGAUUAAUGGAUUUUGCAAGUGGACAGAUACAGGAUGUGGAUGAAUAUUGCAGACACAACAACAUUUCUGACAUCACAGAAGUGCGUUCCAGUUUCAACUCCAAUGUGACCAACCACACCCCUCCAAAUGGCACUCAGGCUAAUGGUACUAAUGGUACUAAUGGAUCCAUGCUGCUGUUGAAUCUGAGCAUCCCCAGUCUGAACAACGGCACCAGUUCUGCAGCUCCACCAGUGCCCCCUCGCUUCUUCCAGUCUAAGCCAUUCACUGACACUGACCUCAUUGGAGAUAUAAACUCAGGGCCGACAGUGGGAACUAAACUAGAAGGGCUCUUGAUGGAUGAACUUGAAGAGGAUUUCAAUCCAAGAGCUUGUGAGAAUCUGGCCAACAACAGCCAGUGCAUCAUCAACAACAAUGGAAAUAUACUACCACCUUCCCCCUCUUCACCACCACCACUGUUGGCACCACCACCAAAACCUGUGCAUGCCAGACGCAGUGUAACCAAGCAAAGUGUCCCCCACCAUGUCUACUCCAGACAUUUUCAGCUCCCCUGCCCUCACACCCAGCAGUGCUGACCCUUUCGGCAUGGGAGACUUCAGUGCUUCUGGGACUGAACCUUCCCAAGUGGAGUUGGAAAAUGCUAUUGGUUUACUUGACAGGAAGAUAUUGGAAAUGAAGGAUGGAUUUAGCCGAGGACUGUCUUUUGGAAAUGAGGAUUUUUCUCUAGAGAGCUUAGACCCGCUGAGAAAAUGAUGACGCCUGAACAACAGUAUUUCAUCUUUAAACAAGUGGAAUAGUUAACAGUUUGUCAGUGCACACAUAUUUUCUCGUACCCACACCAAUAACCAACAAAUAAUUUCACAUAACUUAAUUAAGUAAAUAUAAUUAUAUUUUUGCUUGAUAGAUUAUACUUUUGUACCAAUACCAUGACAUGACCACAAUGCAAAAGCUUAAUAUUGUUUAAUAGCCGUUGAAAACAUAUUCUAAAUUUUAUUUUCAAAUGUUAUGUAAAGUGUCAUAUAAAUUAACACUUUUACUAACAAAAAGCAUAGUAUAUAAAGCAAUAUAAAAAUGUAUAUUCUUGUGUUCAAAAUACAACAUAACAUUACGUACUACACUCAGUAAGGGGAUGCUUUUAAUUGCAAACACGUUUAGUGGAAAAAUUGCUGUUAUACAGUAGUAUUAAAAAGAUGUAUUUUUGGAUUAUUUAAGUACACUGUACUCAAAGUUCUCAGUGUAAAAAUAUAUUAUGUGUAGCAUAGCUGUACAUAAAAUAAAUUAGUUUGUUGUCAUUGUAGUUAUACAGUAUAACUGUAUUUGGAAAUUGUUGUAGAGAAAUUCCUGAUUUUGAAAAUAGAAAAUAACUAAGGAUCAAGAAUUUUAUUUUAAUUUGUUAUUUUUGUAAUAUUGAUUCAAACUUUACACAGUAUAGUGGAAUUUAAAUUGUAAUGUAAAAGCAUUACUGUUAUUAUAAUUGGGAUGAGGCAGUAUAAGUAGUGAAUUGUAUUUUGGACAUUGAUAUAAAAGUUUAAAUGAUUACACCAAUGUUUUAAUAUUUUAAUACUGUUGUUACUUUUAUAUUACUUACUGUUUGUUGGGUUCAGAACGAUGCAACUGUUGUGCUGGGAAUGAACAGAUCUGAAACAUCUAUGUUUAUUGUGAUUUCUGCUAACAUUUCUCAAAGCAUAUUUUAUAGUAAUAUUUUAAGUAAAAACUUUUAAUUUUUUAGUAUUAUCGUAAGAUCUUUAAAUUACGUGUAUAUGGGAAUUUUGUGGAUUCUGACCCUUAUUGUGUUAUUGAGUAGAUUUUAACAUGUUUUUGUUCUUGUAUAAAAGAGUUUAUAGACAGUUGCUUGAGUAGGCACAUGUACAGAUCACAAGUUAGCUGGUAGAACAUCACCUACACUACAGUAGUAUUAAUGGGUAAGGAAACGUGUUGAUGUACAGAUACUAGACUGAGAGUAUUGUUUUCGGACUUGUUUAUUGUUUGUCAUAGACUUUGCUAUUAAGUUGGGAUAGAACUUUGUAUUGAAGUCAAAUGUGCAAGUUAAAAUAAUACCUAGGUUCUUGACUUUAAUCUACCAAUUGAGCCUUGUAGAAAUAUUACAACUAGCUUGUUUAUAUGUAAAAUAGAGUAUUUUGGUCAUUCUAACAUAGAGUAUAUAUUUUUGUAUUUGUUUCUACCCUUAAAUAUAAUUGGGUUGAAUAGUGUAAAGAAUCAGAUAUUUUGUAAAUACUGCAGUUAAGUUUAUUGUGCAUUUCUAUGGAAGAACAUUAAGGUAAGAACCACAGUUAUUUACCGAUAUCAUGGCCCUAACAUGAGGAUUGUGGGGCUGCCAGAGCAAUGGGUCUAGGGGCUGAGGUGGGGGGAACAAAAAAUAAAUAAUUUUAAAUAAUGCUCCUCUCUUGGACCAGUGGCAAGAAAAUCAUUUGUCUGUGUCUAAUAAAGUUUUUUUCUCGUCCAAGAACAGUUUACUCUAUUUUAAAGAAGAAGAAUUAUUGGGAAUUUUAUUUUUACUUACCUGAGCCCUGGAAGAAAAGAUUGUGUAAAUGUGCAUCAGAAAAGAAAAAUUAAAUAUAAUGCAUUUUUUAUUGUAAUCUUAAUGUUAUUUAAUUAUUAUUAUUAUAGCAAGAAGAUUUGGUUGUUUGAGCCCAAGAAUACAAACGUAUUAAUUAAUAGGGUUUUUUGCUAGGACAGUUCCAGUAAGAUAUAUGUAUUCAAUUAGGCCUGAGAGGAAUAAUUGAAUAUAUAUUUUUAAUAUUUGCUUGCCAUGGUCCAAGAAGACAUAAAGCUAGUUUGAUCUGAAUAGAAAGAAAUAGUUGGGGAGUAUAUGUAAUCUUUCUUUGAAAAGCUUUUAAAACACAUGUCAUUUACAUUUUCCGUGACAUGAGUGUAGAAUACAAAAUGUCCUGAUUCCAUGUGAUAUUGGUUUAUUAAUAUGUGAUGUUUCGUAAACUUUAAAUUUUAAUCAAUUUAAAAAUGAUCAAAUCAGUCAGCUAGACAACAUUUCCAUAAUGGCAGGUAAUUUCUAAAGACUUCAGAGAACCCUUUGUUUAACUCUCUGCCCUGCCCCCUUUUGGAUGAUUCAUUGACUACAUCACGUUGAUGAAGGUUCGUGUUGAGUUCUGGCAAAGAGCCCAUAGUUUAUUGUAUGGGCCAUGACCGACCUUGUUUGUUUUUCUGUGAUGAAUGCCUAAAAUCUUGUAUGUAAAAACUCAUUUUAAUGUUAUUGUAAAGGUCUUUAAUAAAUAUAUACGUAAAUGUUAUUUAUAUAAAUACUGUUUUACAGACAAGCACCAAAUAUUUUUAACGUAUAUUCACUCCUGAACAAAACUAACAUACCAUUUGUUGUAAUUUUCCAAACAUGUAAUCUGACAUAAUAUAUUGUGGAUUUUUCUCUAUGCUUUCUGAUCAUUUAAGUUUAAUAGUGUAUUAGUAAUAAUUUAAAAAGAUUAAGAGAUACUAUGAGAGGCAGAUUGAUAGAAGCGAUAAGAGAAUAAAAGGAAAAAGUCUACAGUCAGGCAAUUAUACCACACCAGAUCCAUUAGAAUGCUGGAAUUUGUGUAUUUAAAUACUUACCUUUAAGGUAAUAGUCAAUAUUGUGGUACGUUAAUUUUGUUCAUUUGUGUAUGUACAUAUAUUUACUAUUACAUGCAUAUAUAUAUAACGUAUAUCUAAAAUUUUAUAUAUAUAUAAAAUGAAGUGUUUAUAAAUAGUUUAUGAUUUGUGUAAAUUGAGAAAUAAAAAAAUAUAUUUAUGUAAA
Messenger RNA from Homalodisca vitripennis (glassy-winged sharpshooter), 4623 nucleotides. It is a transcript of the gene ced-6, whose product is annotated as PTB domain-containing engulfment adapter protein 1. NCBI's taxonomy places the organism in Eukaryota, Metazoa, Arthropoda, Insecta, Hemiptera, Cicadellidae. Bases 272 to 1435 code for a protein of 387 amino acids. The record is from RefSeq and is a predicted model, not a curated record. The transcript is spliced from 10 exons.